Molecule: messenger RNA, 2357 nt
Organism: Pseudomassariella vexata
Lineage: Eukaryota; Fungi; Ascomycota; Sordariomycetes; Amphisphaeriales; Pseudomassariaceae
Exons: 1
Coding region: 73-2301 (742 amino acids)
Molecular function (GO): RNA binding
Source: RefSeq, a predicted model, not a curated record
CAAUUGGGAGGCAGAGCUUAACCAGCUAUCGCAAUACCCAUACAAUACCAUACCACAUACCAAUUUAUCAUAAUGGCUGGUAAACGUAGGCGUGAUCAGGCCGUCGAUGCCGAGGUCUCUGCCCCUCCCGACUCCUCUACACAAGCCAAAAACACGACCAAGGCAGAAAAGCCAGAACAAGCCGUCAAGGAGCCAGCCUCCAAGAGAGCUAGAGUCGAGGCCAGCAGGUCUCUUUUUGUUCGAUCGCUACCUCAGAAUGCCACUGCCGAGUCUUUGACUGAUUUCUUCUCCCAACACUAUCCUGUGAAGCAUGCCACCGUGGUUCUUGACCCUGCUACGAAAACCUCGAGAGGUUAUGGUUUCGUCACCUUCACUGACCCCGACGAUGCCAUCGACGCCACAAAAAAGCUGCAACACCACAAGCUCGAUGGUCGAACCAUUAGCUUGGAGGUUGCUGAACCGAGACAACGCAAACCUACAGCAACAUCGGCGGCAGCCGCAACGAAGAAGGUGGACAGGCAAGCAGCCCUAGCGGAGGCGAAAAAAGCACCCAAACUGAUUAUUCGUAAUUUGCCUUGGAGUAUCAAAACGAAAGAUCAAUUGGGAGCCCUGUUCCACAGCUAUGGCAAGGUAAAGUACGCCGAUUUGCCCCAAUCAAAGGGCAAGUUGUCAGGCUUUGGCUUUGUCACCAUCCGCGGCCGCAAGAAUGCAGAGAAGGCUUUGGCAGAGUUGAAUGGCAAGAUCAUCGACGACAGAACCCUGGCAGUCGAUUGGGCAGUGGAGAAGAAGGAUUGGGAGAAACAGCAAGGCGCACAGGCUGAAGACAAAAAGGUCGAGGCCAAGUCGAAGUCGAAGUCAAAGUCAAAGUCAGCAGAUGCUGCCGCUGACACCAACGUGGAAGACGACGACGAGGAUAAAAACAAGGCCGAAGAUGAAGAAGAAGACGAAGAUCUUCGCAACUUCAUGAAGAACCAUAUGGAAAACCUAGAGGAUGAGGAUAGUGAUGCUGAGAAGGAAGACGAGGACGAAGACGAAGAUGACGAAGACAACGGCUCAACUUCCAAUGAUAAGGAGACUAAGCCACCGCCAAAGAGGCUUAUGACCAGCAAUGACACUACCAUUUUCAUUCGCAACUUGCCAUUCUCAACAACAGAUGCCGGACUCAAGUCUCAUUUUGAGCAAUUCGGCAGUAUCCGCUACGCUCGUGUGGUGAUAGACCGCGCCACAGACCGACCAGCUGGAACUGGCUUCGUCUGCUUUUUCAAUGAAGAGGAAUUUAAGGCUUGCCUGAAGGGAGCUCCCCGCCCGCGCGUCUCCGACACUGCUGGCAAGCGAUCCAUUUUACAAGAUGAGAUGGCCGAUGCGCAAGGUCUUUACACGCUCGAGGGCCGCGUACUCCAAGUGUCACAAGCUGUGAACAAGGAUGAGGCAAGCCGUCUCACCGCCACUGGGGUUGCUUCCCGAGAUGAUAAGGCCAAGGACAAGAGGCGUCUAUACCUCCUUGCCGAGGGUAGCAUUUCAAGGGACUCUCCAUUGCACGCGCUUCUAUCCACUGCCGAGGUGCAGAUGAGAGAUGACAGCGCCGCCCAGAGAAAGAAGCUCAUUCAAAGCAACCCUAGUUUACAUCUCAGUCUUACGCGACUCGCUAUUCGCAAUCUUCCCCGGAACAUCACAUCUAAAGACCUCAAAGCUCUGGCUCGCGAGGCAAUUGUUGGAUUUGCCAAAGAUGUCAAGGAAGGCAAACGAGAGCCGCUUUCCAGAGAGGAGAUUAUUCGCGGUGGUAUUGAGGAGAAAGAGGCUGAACGCAAGCGAAAGGAAAAGGGGAAGGGUGUAGUCAAGCAAACCAAGAUCGUAUUUGAGAACACAGAGGGCACCAAGGUUGGAGAAGGGGAUGGUGCUGGUAAGAGUCGUGGCUACGGAUUCGUCGAGUAUUACACGCAUCGAGCAGCGCUUAUGGGCCUGAGAUGGCUGAACGGCCAUGCUCUUAAGAAUCACCUUGGAAAGACGCAGAGACUCAUUGUUGAAUUUGCCAUUGAGAAUGCGCAAGUUGUGGCCAGACGCAAGGAUAUUGAAUUCAAGUCCAACCAGGGGCCCCGACAGCCCGCGAACGAACCCAAGCCGACCUCUUUCAGUGCUGCAGCUCGCCCCAACAAGAAAGGCGCUGCAGCCGGCGGGGAUGCUGGCAAGAGCGGAAAAUCUGCGAGCGCAAAGCAGACGGAAGAAAAGGCACUGGAGCAGACAAUCAUUGGCAGGAAACGGCUCAUGAGGAAAAAGAAGGCUGGUACACGCGGCGGGAAGUAAAGGGGCGAACUUCUGAAGCAUCCGAUAGCACUUACGAAGGACAAAUUGUAGUCAAU